This is a messenger RNA of Momordica charantia (bitter melon), 1059 nucleotides long. Its product is annotated as transmembrane protein, putative (Protein of unknown function, DUF538). NCBI's taxonomy places the organism in Eukaryota, Viridiplantae, Streptophyta, Magnoliopsida, Cucurbitales, Cucurbitaceae. The record is from RefSeq and is a predicted model, not a curated record.
CAAUUGGUCAAAUCCAAUCUUGAUCAACAAGAAGCAAAGCAACAACUUUAUCCGAUUCUCAUCUCCCAAUUCGACAAUUCCCAAAUCCAACGCUCAAAAUUCCAUAUCUGUAGCGCUCUCUCCCUCGAGAAAAACCAACGCACCGCAGACAAAUCAACUGCGCUCUUCAUUUCUACUUCCCGACCCACGAAUCAAAUCCAUCUCCUCGAAGAAGAAGAACAAUCCAGGCAUGGCUCCGACCCCCAAAUUUCAUCUGGGUCUAAUCGUUUUGGCCGCGAUUUCUUGGCUUUCUGUGUCAGGAUCCGAUGCUCCUAGUGUCUAUGAAAUCCUCCCCAAAUAUGGGCUCCCCCGUGGCCUUCUGCCUGACUCCGUCACCGACUACACCCUCUCGUCCGAUGGUCGAUUCGCCGUUCAUUUGGCGAAACCCUGUUACGUGAAGUUCGAUUACUUGGUUUACUACGACAAGACCAUCUCCGGAAAGCUCGAAUACGGCUCCAUCACUGAUCUGGACGGUAUCGAGGUCCAGAAACUGUUUCUGUGGUUGAAUGUCAAGGAAAUCAGAGUCGAUUUGCCGCCUUCUGAUAACAUCUACUUCCAGGUCGGGUUUAUCAAUAAGAAGCUCGACAUCGACCAGUUUAUGACCGUCCACUCCUGCAGGGACAAUGGUUUCGGCUCUGCUUUUGCUUCCUGGAAACGGAUUCUUGAGCUCCCAGCGCCCGUGGAUGACGUCCAGAUGCUAAUUACCGAGUAGCUGCUCGUCACUUGUUCAAGUUCUGUAAGUUCUUCUUACUGCAUUAUCUAAAUGAGCAGAAGAAGAAGAAAAAGUUUAGCAGUUUUUAGGCUUCUGGUCUCAGUUUAGACGUCAAAUAUCAAUGUCUAUCUUGGAAGACCUAUGAUAUGACUAUGAUGGUAUGUUAAUAGUGGAUGAGUCUUCAGCUUGAUCCUCAGAAAAAAUGCCUAAAACUUUGGCAUUUGAGGAAGUAUAAACUCCAUGUAUGUGAAUGACAUGUUAUAUUAACUAUAAUGAAUUGCCUACGUCUUGUAGUUUGUUGCUGCCAA